CCGAGCGCACGCAGGCGUUGGCAUUGGCCACCCUGGCGGUUGGCUGAGUUCGGUCUCUGAACAGGUCGGUAGACAACAGGCUCACUCGUAUGCCAGGCCUGUCCAGGGACCGCAGGCCGUGAGAAGCUGAGAACUCAGGCCACCAAUGGCUGAUAAGGCACCACCACCUCCAGCCAAACCUGGGGAGGAAAAAAAAGAAGGAGAUCAACAAAAGGUACAGCCCAAGGAUGAAGUGGGUACCCGGAAGGGGUGCCGCCGCUACCGGUGGGAGCUCAAAGACAGCAAUAAAGAGUUCUGGGUCAUUGGGCACGGCGUGGUCAAGUUCCUGAGUUUGGGCUUCCUGAUUACAACACUGGUACUGUUCAAGUCAGUCCCUGGCGUGCACCCCAUCUUGCUGCUCAUCAUCACCAUGGAGAUAUCCAUCUUCCUCUUCUUAAUUUUGCUCUACUCCUUUGCCAUCCAAAGAUACCUGCCCUUCAUCCUGUGGCCUGUUACCGACCUUCUCAACGACCUCGUUGCUUGUGUGUUCCUUGGAGGAGGUGUGUACUUUGCUACGGAAAAGCGACCAAACAUGCCAGUAAACUACUUAAUUGCUGUGAUCCUUAUGGGUGUGACUGCAUUUCUUUCUUUAAUUGAUGUAUGUCUGCAAAGAAAACACUUCAAAGGCAAGAAGAUCAAAAGGAAUAUACUGGUCCCUCCACCAAAGCCAGGUGAAAAGCCACCAGAACCAGAAAAGCCAGAGGACAAGGACAAGGCAGACGAUAAGGGCAAAGGAGCAGCAGCUGCCAAGGGAAAGGGGGCACCACCACCACCACCACCAGCAAAGGGCAAGAAGUAACUCACAGGCAGCUCCUGCUGUCAGAAG
Messenger RNA from Octodon degus (degu), 865 nucleotides. RefSeq names its product CKLF like MARVEL transmembrane domain containing 2 (gene Cmtm2). Gene Ontology annotation, cellular component: membrane. Lineage: Eukaryota; Metazoa; Chordata; Mammalia; Rodentia; Octodontidae. The record is from RefSeq and is a predicted model, not a curated record. The transcript is spliced from 4 exons. The coding region runs from base 146 to 838 and encodes 230 amino acids.